AUGGAUGUACGGGAAAGGGAAAAGAAAACUCAAAAACGGAGUUCAUCUGCGCAGAAACCUUCUUCACACUCGUCACACUCGAGAGGCGGUCCCGUAUAUCACACCGAGAUCGCAACAACUCGCGGUGUCUCCACGAAAGUUCGCGCCAGCAGUACGUCAAGUACGUCAAUCCUUGCCCUGUUCUAUUCCAAAUUCUCCCAAAUCGGGACUGACAUCUCCGCCGUUCUAGGUCACUCCGAUCGUCCGCAACAUCCAUCACUUUCACGCGUCAAGGGUCGGUCCAAUAUGUACACCCCACCUCGAAAUGAGACUGAGCGAUCCUGGCCCAGAGACCAGUCGCCAGUUAAAGGUGGUUUCCGCACACCUCCUCAAAGAUACCGAACCCCCGAAAGCGGGACACCUACUCUCAUUAAUCCGACAUCAACACUAUUGCAGGGACUACUAAAGGAAGAAAGGGCGCACCGCGGCUCACGAGGAACAGCUUCUGAGGACGGUGUAGAAAGUCCACGAACACCAGACCGCAGCCGAGUACAGGAAGACACCGCGUCGGAGAAGACAAGGAAGGCGACCCAGAUCGCUGCGGCAGCACAGACUCAAUUGAAAGAUAUGGGCGUUCGGGAAAUGGACCAGUACGUUUCUAAAAUGACCAAGCUGAACUUCGACCUGAAGUUGGAAAUCUUUCACCGCACACAGCAGAUGAGCGCACUUGAGAAGAAACUCGAACGUAUGCACGAGAUGCAGGAGGAACUGAGUCGCCUACAGAAAGUGGAGGAUGAGGUCGUGGAGCUUCGAGCCGUCAACAAACGGAACCAAGGGCUGCAAGAUACUAACAGUCAGCUUCGCCAGGAGCUUGACACGAAGGACAAAGCUGUGGAAGAGGCGGUGCAAUGGAUUUGCAAGUUGGAAACCGAGAUUGAGCAGCUGAAAACCAACGGACGAGCGUCGCUUCUGUCGAUUAACAGACUUGUGCUUGAUGGGCCCAACGCCCCGGGUUCGAAGUCCCAGAUUACGAUUGAUAUCCCUGAGCGAACUUCAUCCAAGCGAGCACAGUCGACGUUUAGACACCCCGAGUUUCGACAGUUGAGCAAAGCACCAUCCUUCCUCCGUGAUGACAACCAAAGCACCGCGACUCUGCGUAGUCUCUACGUCCCAGAGAACAACAAGUCCUACUCAGGACUGAGUCAAUUGACCAAGUCGGAAAGCUACCAUACCAUGACAGAUGCCCUGGAGCCUGGAUCUCCGCGACUCAGCGUUCUUAGCGAAUGCAGCGAGCUCCAUCCAUACGAAACCCCUACGAAGUGGAACCAGCACGAUGCGCUAGAUAUUCCAAUCCGCAAGGCAUCGUCUGUGAGUGGAAGCGUGGAAAGCUACGCCACCCAAAUUGAAACCGAGCAGGAAGAGAGCAAAGAGGAUCAGAUUGAUCGCUGGAUGCAGGACCGAGAUGAGAAUUCUCAGACUAUUAUCCGGCGACGUCAAAUCCGUGCUGCUUCGGAUGCAUCCAAAGCAAGUGUUCCAACCUUCACAGCGGACUUGUAUUCCAACAAACCGCGUGGUCGCGGACGCCUCGACGCAACGCUGUUUGGGGGCGCUCGACUGCCUCCUACUCCUGACACCAUGAGCACGGCCUACGUCACAGCCAACAGUGGAUCAAAUGGGAGCAUAUCAACCCACAGGAGCCCCAAGGAGGGAGAAGUGUGGUUCGCUGGUCGGCCACUUGAACGUCGUCGCUCUGCCGAUGAGAUCACCAGUCGACGAAGCUUCAAUGGCAGUGAUAUCACCGAUAGCAUGCAGACCAAUUGUAGUGACACUCCGCGAGUAUCCAUGUCGAAGAUGGAGUCUCCCACUUUCUUCCCUUUCAACACAGUCGCUUCUAAAAUGACCAAUCCAGUCAUCAACGACUUCGAUGAUCCUUUCCUUCAAACUAGCCGCGACGAGUCAGACUCCCUGCCGAGCCCAAGUCGAAGCCCGGCUAAGACUGUCAUCUCAGACGCGCAGACAAUCGCAUCGAUCAGUGAUUCACCCCCACUGACUCCCCAGGAUUGGAUCGCUGCGGCAAAGCAAGGUCCUCGGUCCCGCAAGGAGCGAGAUCGUGGUCUGCGAAUUGAGCCCAGACCAGCAGAGCCUCAUAACCUGGUUAUCAGCCAAGCCGCUUUCCACGAUGACGCCAGUGUUGAGUCCUACCAGAUUGAACCCGAAGUUGCUGAUGUCCCAACGCUUGAUCUGGACACCUUGGAUGUGCUUGAACAACCUGUCAUUGAGAUCCCUCCACCACGACAGGUAACCUCUCCGGGACCCGAGCAGCGUCGACGUCUCAGCUUCCGACCUCCAUUCUUCAAUCGUUCCGCCAACGCAGCUCGUCGCCUUCAAUCAUCGCCAGUUCCUCCUGAAUUCGUGGACGAUGAGGAUGACGGUGCGCCAUCUCCAAUCAUCCCCAAGACCAGGACCAUGGGCGGUGCGAAUCGCCGCCCCGUGUCUCAGAUAAUAACCAACACCAACGACUUCUACUCAUCAAGUCUUCCAAUCAGUGAAAGCUUCAGUAGCAGCUACGGUGGCCCGAAAGCUCUACACCAGUCAUUCAUGGAAGCCCGAGAAGCAGCACUACCGGCACAGUCCGGCUCAACUACCGUGCCAGCACCCGAGCGCCCGACAACAUCUCACAGCGCAGAGCAUAAGCGCCGCAGCUCCCUUGGGAUCUUCGGCUGGAUGAAAGGCGUCGGCGGGAAACGUUCUGAACCAAGCACGCCUGUUGUAGCCGAGAAGUUCUCUGAAGCAGAGCAAAAGAAGAAUCGGGCUGCCUCGCGUCUUGGCCAAGAUAAUGGUCUUGUUGAUCGCUGUGAAACACCGGAUUCCAUGGACCAUCCUGUUGCGCGUCCACACUCGGAGAUGACCAUGCGCUCUGAUGAUACGUCUCGACGACCCCGAUACGUGGGACGACGCUCUCGUCGCGUGAAUUGA
Molecule: messenger RNA, 2955 nt
Organism: Penicillium malachiteum
Lineage: Eukaryota; Fungi; Ascomycota; Eurotiomycetes; Eurotiales; Aspergillaceae
Exons: 4
Coding region: 1-2955 (984 amino acids)
Source: RefSeq, a predicted model, not a curated record